UGCCGGGAGUAGUGGUGUAUCAUUGGUAACACCUGGUAAAGCUAGUCGGCACACACUCGAGGCGAGCCUGUGGAGCGCUUCCUGCGGUUCCUAGAUCCCCGCACUGCCCUCCUAAGGGCAGGCUUUUCUGUGAGAGAGAGAAAAGGAGAAAGAAAAACAUUGACCAGCUGCAUCCCACACACACCCUGACUGGAGAUUGAACCUGUAUGUAACCUAGGAUUUCACUUUGUUGAAAUGAGCAGUCGUAAGUCAAAGAAUAACAGUUUAAUACAUGCAGAAUACAUUUCACAGUGCAUAUAAAGAGAACUCAUUUAUCUCUUCGGUAUAUGAAGAAUCAGUCCCAUGCUCUCGGUCAGGGAAAAAUAAAUAAUUUUCAAGCCUUCUUGUUGCUGUUCACGGAGCUUCCUAAGGUACAAAGAAUUUUACGUGAAAGAUUUUGUCAUCAGAGUCCACACAGCAACCUAUUUGGAGUACAAGUACAAUAUAAACACUUAAUUGAGCUGCUAAAAAGAACUGCUAUCCAUGGAGAAAGUAACUCUGUUCUCAUCAUUGGACCCCGAGGAUCAGGAAAAACUAUGUUAAUAAACCAUGCUUUGAAAGAACUAAUGGAGAUAGAAGACAUGAGCGAAAAUGUAUUACAGGUUCACCUAAAUGGACUGCUGCAGACCAGUGAUAAAAUAGCCCUAAAGGAAAUCACAAGGCAGUUAAAUCUGGAAAAUGUAGUUGGAGAUAGAGUUUUUGGAAGCUUUGCUGAAAACCUUUCAUUCAUUCUGGAAGCUUUAAAAAAAGGUGACCGGAUGAGUAGUUGUCCAGUGAUCUUCAUAUUAGACGAAUUUGAUCUUUUUGCUCAUCAUAGAAACCAGACACUCCUCUAUAACCUUUUUGACAUUUCACAGUCUGCACAGACUCCAAUAGCAGUUAUUGGUCUUACAUGUAGAUUGGAUGUUUUGGAACUCUUAGAAAAAAGAGUGAAGUCACGAUUUUCUCACCGCCAGAUACACUUAAUGAAUUCAUUUGGUUUUCCACAGUAUCUUAAAAUAUUUAAAGAACAAUUAUCUCUACCUGCGGAAGUUCCAGAUAAGCUUUUUGCUGACAAAUGGAAUGAGAAUGUUCAGUGUCUCUCUGAAGAUACAAGUGUGCGAGAAGUACUACAGAAGCAUUUCAAUGUCAGCAAAAACCUGCGGUCAUUACACAUGCUACUGAUGCUUGCUUUAAGUCAUAUAACAACAUCACACCCAUUUGUGACUGCCGCAGAUCUGAUGGAGGCACACCAGCUGUGUAGCAUGGACUCUAAAGCAAAUAUUGUACAUGGUCUGUCAGUCUUGGAAAUCUGCCUUAUAAUAGCAAUGAAACAUUUAAAUGACAUCUACGAAGAGGAGCCCUUUAAUUUUCAAAUGGUCUAUAAUGAGUUUCAGAAGUUUGUUCAAAGGAAGGCCCAUUCUGUUUAUAAUUUUGAGAAACCUGUUGUCAUGAAGGCUUUUGAACACUUACAACAAUUAGAAUUAAUAAGGCCUGUGGAAAGAACUUCAGUAAAUGCACAGAGAGAGUACCAGCUGAUGAAACUGCUUUUGGAUAAUACUCAAAUUAUGAACGCUUUGCAGAAAUACCCCAACUGUCCUACAGAUGUUAGGCAGUGGGCAACAUCCUCACUAAGCUGGUUGUGAAGCUGGUGGCUUCAGUUAUGGAGUUUCAGGCAAACUUUUCUGAAGAACUAAAAGCCGUUGUCCUUUAACAAGAUAUGUUAUUACAUUUUCAUAUAUUUAUAGGUGAUUAUUUUUGUAUUUAUGGGGGAAUGUUACACAUGUAGUAUAUUCUUGGCUGUGCCAUGCCUUUAAAUCAUGAGCAGUUAACAUGAUUUGUAUUCCAGGUAAUUCAGUCUGUGUUGUAAGAAGUUCAAAAAAAUAAAUAUGACUUUUAUAGGGAUUGAACCCUAUGUUUAACAGUUGUGGAGUAUUUGUGUAUUACAUUUGAAGUGUUCAUUUGGCCCAGCAGUUGAUGUUUUUAUAAACCUUAAACAAAGCAGUAAAGAAACAAGGGUAAGUGGUGAGAUGUAGUAAGUAACC
Pteronotus mesoamericanus is the source of this 2063-nucleotide messenger RNA. It is a transcript of the gene ORC4, whose product is annotated as origin recognition complex subunit 4. NCBI's taxonomy places the organism in Eukaryota, Metazoa, Chordata, Mammalia, Chiroptera, Mormoopidae. Bases 327 to 1664 code for a protein of 445 amino acids. Gene Ontology annotation, biological process: DNA replication initiation; DNA replication. The record is from RefSeq and is a predicted model, not a curated record. Gene Ontology annotation, molecular function: ATP binding; ATP hydrolysis activity; DNA replication origin binding. Gene Ontology annotation, cellular component: nucleus; nuclear origin of replication recognition complex. The transcript is spliced from 16 exons.